CAGACAGCACUGAGGACGACAGUCUGUUACAACAUAGCUCCACUCCUCAGUCUCCCACGAAAUCUCCACAGGGAGGUUCGGUCGGCUCAACUCCUCCACCAGUCUCAUCAAACAAGUGGAUCGUUAGACAGAGCUCCGGAGGAUUGGACUCUGGAAAUGGAAGUGUGGAAAUAGGAAAGGGAGGUUCGGUCGGCUCAACUCCUCCACCGGUCUCAACAAACAAGUGGAUCGUUAGACAGAGCUCCGGAGGAUUUGAAUCUGGAAAUGGAAGUGUGGAAAUAGGAAAGGGAGGUUCGGUCGGCUCAACUCCUCCACCAGUCUCAACAAAGAAGUGGAUCGUUAGACAGAGCUCCGGAGGAUUGGACUCUGGAAAUGGAAGUGUGGAAAUAGGAAAGGGAGGUUCGGUCGGCUCAACUCCUCCACCAGUCUCACCAAAGAAGUGGAUCGUUAGACAGAGCUCCGGAGGAUUUGACUCUGGAAAUGGAAGUGUGGAAAUAGGAAAGGGAGGUUCGGUCGGCUCAACUCCUCCACCAGUCUCACCAAAGAAGUGGAUCGUUAUACAGAGCUCCGGAGGAUUUGACUCUGGAAAUGGAAGUGUGGAAAUAGAAAAGGUGGGUACCGAAAAAAUCCCAAAAGAACGGCCUCAUGAUGGACACAAAAUGGCUGCCAUCUCUUUGUCCAACUGGCAAUACGGACUAAAACCCUGGACUUCUCAGAGCAAAGACCUCAAACUUAGAGGAGAGGAAGAAACAAAAAUCAUCAAAGUUGAAGCUGAACAGCUCUACGAAGCUAUCCAGCGUUACAUCGUCCUGCUGUCUCAACAUGGUGACACUCUGAAGGGGCACACUGACGAGUUGCUCUGCAUUGCUGACAACUUGGACAAGGUUUCAAAGGGGACAAAGAUUGCUGGCAUCACAGGAGGAGCUACAACUGCAGCAGGAGGUGUUGCAGCAGCGGCUGGGGUGAUUCUGGCCCCAGUAACACUGGGAUUAUCACUGGCACUGACUGUAGUUGGGGUUGGCAUGGCCGCAGCCGGCGGCGUCACUGGUGCAUCAGCAGCCAUCGCCAACAAGGCGAACGUCAGUCAGGGCAAGAAGAAACUCGAGAAGACCUUCCAGGAGUACAAGGACCUCAUGGUGAAUUUUCAGGAUUGCUUGAAGUUCAUCAACGAGGGCUUAGAGCAGCUAAAGCAGCAUGAUCUGUCUGUUCUGAGUGAAGCCAGGAAGGAGUCGGUGAAAGUAGCAAAGAUGGUACAGAUGGCCAUUACUGGAGGAGCCAGUGCCAGGGCCAUAGAGGCUAACAGUAAAGCGUCCGGGCUGAUUGACGGCUUCGCCCUCGGCAUCGAUCUCUUCAUCCAAGGAAAGAAUGUUCAGAGGCCGAAGAAGGACCUCAAGUCGGAGCUUGCUAAGAAAAUCCGCAAGCUAGCAGAGGAGCUCAAUAAGGGUUUGGAUGAGCUCAAGGACUUGUUCAGUGAGCAAUGUUCAGGAGUGAAAGCUUUUUAACUUGUUAACCUUCUCCUGCCUGAUUUCAUCUUCAUACGUUUAUAUUUGCCUAUUUUAAAAAUAUAUCAACAUAUCUGGCAAUGUAGUAUGUGUAGGUUAAAAAAAAGGAACAAACCCAAAUACUGUAUAACACAACAAGGAACAGACUUCUCAGUCUCCACUUUAAUGUCCUUAUUUUUCUCUGCAAAACUUCAGUGAAUAGGAAUACAGAACCACACGUCAUUACACUGAUUAGACAACUUGAGUGGUUACAGCUUUAGUAAAAAGAUGUAAUUGUUUUAUUGAUUUAGAUUUUUUAAUCAUACA
Perca flavescens (yellow perch) is the source of this 1808-nucleotide messenger RNA. RefSeq names its product apolipoprotein L3-like. The coding region runs from base 660 to 1502 and encodes 280 amino acids. Gene Ontology annotation, biological process: lipoprotein metabolic process; lipid transport. NCBI's taxonomy places the organism in Eukaryota, Metazoa, Chordata, Actinopteri, Perciformes, Percidae. Gene Ontology annotation, molecular function: lipid binding. Gene Ontology annotation, cellular component: extracellular region; membrane. The transcript has 12 exons. The record is from RefSeq and is a predicted model, not a curated record.